AAUCUAAUUGGCUUUAUAAACAAAUCCCAUACGUCAAAAUCUUACAUUUUUCUUCUUAUCGUCUGGCAUUCCUUUGUCGCCUUUUCUUGUUAUCGUCUGCCUUCUUUUUUCCGUGUUCAGUUGCUCAUAUCUCAAUGGAUUCAACAGGAGAUGGUAAGAGUUGUUGUAAUGUUGAUGAAGUUGGAAUUCAGAUUUUCCGAGAGUUUCAUAAAAUUAUGGAAGUGGUUGAUGGAAAGCCUGAUCAAAUGGGUCCUUUGUUGAUUGAUAUGGAGAAGCUGACAUUGAAAUAUUUGAUUUUGAAUUCGGCGUCAGAAGAGGGUAAGCGAAAGGCUUGUGAGCAUAUUUAUGGUGUAAAAUUCCCAGAAAAGAUCACAGUGUUGCCGCCUGCUGUAAAUAACUCAAAAGAAAUGAAAAAGAAGAUAAGAGAGCAAAACAGAAUGUGGAAGCGCAUGAAGACAGACCCUUGGUUAAUAUCUGCCAGAGAGUAUAUGGAGAAACAUAAAUAAUUAACAACACUGUUUCUUUCAAUUUUUGGUAUCAAGUUAUGUGUUUUUAGGCAUGCCACAAUCUACUAGUAUCAUCUUAUAUAUGUUUGUUUUUCAAUCAAUUUCGAAUAAUAUUACUUUGCGUUUGAUGCCAACAUAUUUUGUAGAUUACGUUUUAAAUUCUGUGGAUAUAUAUUCCAACUUUUCGCU
Molecule: messenger RNA, 695 nt
Organism: Salvia miltiorrhiza (redroot sage)
Lineage: Eukaryota; Viridiplantae; Streptophyta; Magnoliopsida; Lamiales; Lamiaceae
Exons: 2
Coding region: 135-506 (123 amino acids)
Source: RefSeq, a predicted model, not a curated record